AUGAAUAAGGUUGCUUGGGCGGAUAGAUGCGACGAUGGUGAUAAGUUCUGGGAAGGGGAUUUUCAGUCGGACUCUCAGCAUGUUUGGCAACAAUUUCAUUCGAGCAAAUUGUCAUUUUCUGAACCCAAUCUUGAAUACACAGAACCUAUAUUUAGGAAUGGGCAGAAGCUGGCGCAAGUGGAUGUUGAAGAGGUGAGGAUGCAGUCUGCAAAUUGGAGCUCUACUGUGGUUUGCAUGGUUCUUGGAGCAAACCCUCCAAUGGCUGUGUUUGAGGGUUUCAUAAAAAGGGUCUGGGGUCAUCUAGGGAUUGCCCAGAUUUCUAGAAUGACUUUGGGGCUAAGUUUGGUGAAGUUCAAUGACGAAGCUACUAGAUACCAUGCUCUUGAGAAUGGAGUUAUACAUAUCGAUAGGAAGCCCGUUAUUGUUAGGCCUUGGGCAGCUGAUCUUAGUGCGAUUCGCUUGGUUCGUUUGGUUCCGUUAUGGAUUCGUCUUCACGAUCUUGGGCUGCAAUAUUGGGGGAGCAAGUGUCUUAGUGCGUUGGUUAGUACGAUUGGAAAACCUCUUAUGGUGAACAAAUUCAUUAAAGAGCGUUCGCGUAUUCAGUUUGCUAGGGUGUUAGUGGAGAUGGAAAUCACAGAUAAUCCCCCACAAAGUUUCCAGUUUAUCAAUGAGCAUGGUCAGGUGGUUGAUCAAGGAAUAGAGUAUGAGUGGGUGCCUACUAAAUGUAAGAGUUGCUCUGGUUUUGGGCACAAUAUGGCAGAAUUUCGGAAGAAUCUAAAGGCAGUGUGGGUGGAGAAAGUAGCUUAG
This is a messenger RNA of Humulus lupulus (European hop), 807 nucleotides long. RefSeq lists its product as uncharacterized. The record is from RefSeq and is a predicted model, not a curated record. Bases 1 to 807 code for a protein of 268 amino acids. NCBI's taxonomy places the organism in Eukaryota, Viridiplantae, Streptophyta, Magnoliopsida, Rosales, Cannabaceae. The transcript has a single exon.